AUGAGUGAUAACACAGCGAACGUGCGUGAAACUAGAGCCAAGUUUGCUGAGACAUUGCAGCCGAGAAUGGGUGGUAAUACUACAAAAGUGAUACGAGCUGCUUUGGACAAAAACGAAGCCGAAAGUGGAGUGUCUAAAAUGAAUGAUAGCGGAUCGCUAGAAAAGGUCAACGUGGCCACUUCACCGCUUCUGACAUCAACACCGCCCACAAUUUCUAAGGCCCUUGUGAAGCUGUACCCUUAUUUGAUUCUCAUUGAUGGAAUACUAAACGUUAUUACGUGGACAGGAAAGAAUAUUUGGAGCAGCAUUUUGAUGCUGUGUCUUUUUAUUUCUAGCGUUGUAUAUUUUGAAACGUUGGUGAAGUACUUUGGACAUCUUGCCAUCAUCGCUAUUCUGUGGGGUUAUUCGUUAUUAGACAAUCAUAUUGAGAAUACCUUGACCUCCUCGCCAACUUUAGAAGAUAUUGCCCUACUAAUGAAUAGGGUAUCCUUGAAGUCAGAUAUUUUACUCUCUCCUAUGGUUAACCUUGGGACACAAGAUAUUCAACGGCUGCUAUACACUACGGUCAUCUUGUCUCCAAUUUACGUGAUGAUAACUUGGUUGCUCUUGCCACCAAGAAGCCUGAUGCUGAUGGUUGGUCUAUUUCUCUUGACUUACCAUUCUCCUUGGUCUAAAGUGGCUAGAAGGCUUUUGUGGAAAUUUAAGGCUGUGAGGCUACUUGUCUUUUAUGUCACUGGUCUAGACCUCGGUGGAAUAAAUAAGGAUCAGGGUAUUUUUGCAACAGUACAAAAGCAAGUGAAGAAAUUGGCAUCGACAGAAAACGCUAAUGGGGUGCUAUCUGAUUCUAAACCUAUUCGUUUUACUUAUGUUCUGUAUGAAAACCAGCGUCGUUGGUUAGGUAUCGGAUGGAAGCCUAGUAUGUUGAGUUAUGAAAGGACUCCAUGGACCGAUGAAUUUUUGAAUGAAGCACCUUCUCCUGAAAAUUUCCAUUUGCCUGAAGAAACUAGCUCUAUGGCUUGGAGGUGGGUGGACAAGACAUGGAGAUUGGACAUGACUAAUGAUGGGGCUAUUCAAGUACCCAACUCUAAGGCAAGAACCUCGGCAGAUCCUUCCCCUGAUGAAGGGUUCAUAUACUAUGAUAAUACUUGGAAGAAACCAAGUAAAGAAGAUUCCUUUUCUAAAUACACAAGAAGGAGAAGAUGGGUAAGAACUGCUGAAUUGAUCAAAGCUUCUGAUUUCGAUGAAAAAGUGAAGAAUUCAAACAGAAAUUCUGCUAUAGAACAGGAACUCGAAGUUAGCGGCACGAAUAGUUUAACCGCUGAACAAGAGCUUGAGAAUAGCGAGAAAGUUAAGGAGCAUGCAAAAAAAGUAGGGGAGCCUACAACAGAGGAAACCAAAGAAUUUGCAGAAGCAUCAAAUAUCAAUGAAGCUGGAUUUGAACAAAUACCUUCGAAGGAGGAGGAAAACUUGAAAUCUAGAGCAAGAGACCGGCUGGCAAAGGUAUUAGACGACAGUGAAGGGAAGGAACAGUCAAAUUUGGCCAUUGGCCCCGACAGUAAGAAGGCCGUGUAA
This is a messenger RNA of Saccharomyces kudriavzevii IFO 1802, 1572 nucleotides long. RefSeq names its product peroxisome biogenesis protein (gene PEX30). Gene Ontology annotation, biological process: peroxisome organization. Gene Ontology annotation, cellular component: peroxisomal membrane. Bases 1 to 1572 code for a protein of 523 amino acids. The record is from RefSeq and is a predicted model, not a curated record. NCBI's taxonomy places the organism in Eukaryota, Fungi, Ascomycota, Saccharomycetes, Saccharomycetales, Saccharomycetaceae. The transcript has a single exon.